GCGCUCGCCCGGCUGCCGCCUGCUCUCCCUGCUCGGCCGCGCUCUCGCCUGCAGCGCGCCGCCUGGGUGUUUGCGAGAUCCAUGGGCGGCCGCCGCGAGAGCCAGGAUGACAGAUUACGGCGAGGAACAGCGUAACGAGCUGGAGGCCCUGGAAUCCAUCUACCCUGACUCCUUCACAGUAUUAUCAGAAAAGCCACCCAGCUUCACCAUUACUGUGACAUCUGAGGCAGGAGAGAAUGAUGAAACUGUCCAGACUACCCUCAAGUUUACAUACAGUGAAAAAUACCCAGAUGAAACUCCUCUUUAUGAAAUAUUCUCCCAGGAAAAUCUAGAAGAUAAUGAUGUAUCAGACAUUUUAAAAUUAUUAGCAUUACAGGCUGAAGAAAAUCUUGGUAUGGUGAUGAUCUUUACUCUAGUGACAGCUGUGCAAGAAAAAUUAAAUGAAAUAGUAGAUCAGAUAAAAACUAGAAGAGAGGAAGAAAAGAAACAAAAGGAAAAAGAAGCUGAAGAAGCUGAAAAGCAAUUAUUCCAUGGCACACCUGUUACAAUUGAGAAUUUCUUAAGCUGGAAGGCCAAGUUUGAUGCAGAACUUUUGGAAAUUAAAAAGAAACGAAUGAAAGAAGAAGAACAAGCAGGAAAAAAUAAAUUAAGUGGGAAACAGCUGUUUGAAACAGAUCAUAAUCUUGACACAUCUGAUAUCCAGUUCUUGGAGGAUGCUGGCAACAAUGUGGAAGUAGAUGAGUCUUUGUUCCAGGAAAUGGAUGACUUGGAGCUGGAAGAUGAUGAUGAUGAUCCAGACUACAAUCCUGCUGACCCAGGAAGUGACUCAACCGACUGAUGGACUAUCCCCUUCUGCAGAGAGGCUUGACUGCCACAGCAUCUGUGGCUUAGCUGAGAGGGUUUUGAUUUUCCUUUCUUUUUUUCUAAGAAAAAAAUAAUUUUCAGGAGAAUAUUCUUCUGAUAGCUUUCAUCAUUGAACUUAAUAAACUGACCUUAAAAUUUCAAAUGUAAAAUCUUCAAUUCCUCUUAUUAAUGAGCACAAGGUUACAUAUUUAAAAUCAAUUAGUGUUGGGGAGAGAUCAUGCCUCUAACACCAUGCAUGAAAUAGGCUGCCACUGUGAAUUGGAUUAACUUAGAAUUUCUAUUCUGGAGACACGAGAAUGUUUUUGGAUUCCAUAUGUUAUCAUUCAUAUAAGUAUUAGAAGACGAGAGUGAAAAGAGCACUAAACCUUCUGGAUUCUAGCCUCCAGACACAAUACAUUUAAGUCUUAAUAAAAGCAGAGGCUCAUAUUAUAAUCAGGAAUAAAAUAUUUCAGUCCUAUAAUAGUGUUUGAAUCAAAAUCAUUUGUAGAGAUUUUAAAAGAUGUGCGUUCAGGCUCCUCUCAGGUUAGGUUUGUGAACACUGAGCUGUAAUCAAAAUUUUAAAACAACAAAAUCUUCUUCCUAUUUUAUAGGUAAUUCUGAUAUACAUUCUUGAUUAACAGCCCCUGUCCCACAGGUGUAAAGUCUAUAUAUCUUGAUGUUUUCCCCAUCUCUAACUAAUUGUUCUGGUAGGGUCUGAAUUAUUGGUGUUGUAUGUUGUCUACAAGGGAAAUACACAUCUACAUCCAUGCACUUUUAUGAGGCCUUCUUAUAAUUUGAAGAGAUUGACUUUGGGGCUCCAGUGAGGAGAGCGAGGCUUCAUGCAAGUUAUCCAGUCACUGCUGUUUUGCUUUUAUUUUAUUUUUUAAAGAUUUAUUUAUUUCUUUGAAAGGCAGAGUUACAGAGAGGCAAAGGCAGAGAGAGAAAGAGAGAAAGAGGUCUUCUGUCUGCUGGUUCACUCCUCAAAUGGCUGCAAUGGCUGGAUCUGGGCUGAUCUGAAACCAGGAGCCAGGUGCUUCUUCCCGGUCUCCCACAUGGGUGCAGGAGCCCAAGCACUUGGACCAUCUUCUACUGCUUUCCCAGGCCAUAGCAGAGAGUUUGAUCGGAAGUGGAGCAACUGGGACUUGAAUAGGCAUCCAUAUGAGAUGGCCAUAAGUCACUGCUCUUUUGGAGGAUUAACUCUUAAGCCCAACUGGAAAUCACUUGUGCUAUUGGUAGUAGUUUCCUCCAGGCAAAAGUAUAUAUAUCACCUACCUACAAGCAACAAUAUCAAUCUCACAUUUAUUUUUAAAUUAGACCUCAUGAUUAAAUGCAAAUUAUUAUGAUAAAACCAUCAUUAGACAGUUCAGUACUUUUCAGGGAAUCUUCUGAUUAGUCUUGGCCCCAGACUAACAGAAUGAAAUAGCAAUAAUGUUCAUUUCUAAACAGGGAGAAAUUGACAAAUUUGUGUUAUGUGAGAUUUUGCUCUCUUAAAGAGAGAUACCUUUUGAAGCUGAUUGGCAAAUAACCUGGAAGAGGCAAUUCAAUUAAGGUUAAAAAAAAAAAAAAAGCUAUGGUUAGCAAUGUGCUGCUGCAGUCAAACAUGACUUGACUUUGAAGUGUCAACAAUGCUGCUCCCUUGCCUUCACAUGAGUUUUAAGGGUUAAUUUUAUACAAUUUCUCCAGAUACUGAAAUGGAUUUCUACUUUUGUUAUUUCAGAAUGUAGAUAAAACCCAAUGAAGACUACAUGGUUAGUUCUAAUAACAUUCCCAAAUAUUUUCAUCUCGAGAAACAUUAACAUUGCAUUCUGUGAAUUAACCCAAGAUUAUGCUUAUCAAAUUGGAGCAUUCAUAAUCCCAGGAUGUACAACAGCAAGACCACUGGUAUUUGAAGCAAUAAUUGACCCAUCUUGGAUUAUCAGUUUUGCUAUUGGUUUUCAGAAAAUUUUUGUUUUUGUUUUCCUACUUGUGCCAAGUUGUAUAAAAGUACAGGUUAUAAAUAAACAAAUGUAUAUUCAUCAGUGUAUCUUUGUAACAAUGUCUAGUCCAAGUACUAGGCACUUAAUAGUUUGAGUGAAUAAAGUAUGGAAUAUUCAUGUAUUUAAAGGUAAAAUAUGAAGGGAGGUUCAAAGAAAUUUUCUAUAUGCCAUCUGCAGUUUUGAAUAUUGCUCCUGCCUAUUGGGUUACACUUCAUGCUCUUCUGCCAGCAGGUGUUUGUUAGGGAAAAAGGUGGAUAAAUGCUGAUCUUUGGCAACAUAUGUAAGUGGUUACCUGAAUUUUUGCCAUUUGA
Molecule: messenger RNA, 3130 nt
Organism: Lepus europaeus (European hare)
Lineage: Eukaryota; Metazoa; Chordata; Mammalia; Lagomorpha; Leporidae
Gene: RWDD1
Product: RWD domain containing 1
Exons: 7
Coding region: 107-838 (243 amino acids)
Biological process (GO): cytoplasmic translation
Molecular function (GO): protein binding
Source: RefSeq, a predicted model, not a curated record